AUGUCCAAGCUGGGAGCUAUCUUGGUGGUGGGCUUGUGCCUGUUUGUGGCCGUGGCCUUGGCCGAGCCACGCCUUCAGCAAGUUCAGGGGCGGAAUCAGGUGCACGGUCAAAGGGCUCAGCAGCACCCCUACCUUUUCCUGUCCAUUCCCAAGGGUCGCGCCAAUGCCGGCGCCGUCGUCCAGGGCUUCGAAAUUGUCGAGGAGGAGGAGGACGAUCUGCAGGAUGACGACCAGCACGAUGACGAGUUGGAGGAUGACGACGAGCUGGAGCAUCAGCUGGGCCUGAAGUUUGCCCGCAGCGGUCUGGCAUUUAGGCAGAGCCACGAUGACGAUGAACAGGAGGAUGAUCAGGAUCAGGAGCAGGAUCAGGUCCAGGAUGAGCUGCCCAAGAAGCAGAUGUUGGUUAACCGCGACCAGGCUGGCGCCAUAAUGGUGCCCGAUGGCAUUAUCGAAAUCGAGGGUCAGAGUGUCCUGGACGAGAAGACCGGCAAGGCGGCUCUCCUGGUGCCCCGUGCCGCCCUAGACGCCAUUCCCGAUGGCGCGGUGGUGGCUCUAAUGGAGCGAUCCGCCUCCUCCUCCGAUGAAAUCGAGGAAGAGCGCGCCAACCGCGUGGUGGUACGACGCCGCAAGAACAACGGACGCAGGAACAUCCGCCGCCGUGGCAUCAGCAACAACAAUGUCCGACGCCGCCGCCGCCCCGCCCAAAGGCGUCGCCGUGCGGGCGGCAACCGCAGGCGCAACGUGCGCGUCAUCCGCCCCCAGGGCGGCAACCGGAGGCGUGGCAACCAGAGGCGCCGCGGCCAGGUCGUCCUCCAGGGUUAA
Molecule: messenger RNA, 822 nt
Organism: Drosophila santomea
Lineage: Eukaryota; Metazoa; Arthropoda; Insecta; Diptera; Drosophilidae
Exons: 1
Coding region: 1-822 (273 amino acids)
Source: RefSeq, a predicted model, not a curated record